UAUGUUCCCUUGUAGAAUUCCGGAAUUGAGAAAGCAUUUCUCUUUGAUGUAGUAAGUAAAAUUUAUAUUGCUACUGAUAGUACCCCUGUGGACAUGCAAACUUACGAGCUCAGCUGUGAUAUGAUAGAUGUUGUCAUUGACAUCUCCUCCAUCUAUGGGCUCAAAAAAGAUGGUGCCGGAACACCUUAUGAUAAAGAAUCGACAGCAAUUAUAAAAUUGAACAAUGCCACAGUCCUUUACCUAAAAGAAGUGACAAAGUUCCUUGCACUAGUCUGCUUUGUCAGAGAAGAAAGCUUUGAGAGAAAAGGACUAAUAGACUACAAUUUCCACUGCUUCCGCAAGGCCAUACAUGAAGUGUUUGAAGUGAGAAUGAAAGCAGUCAAAACUCAAAAGAAUCAGAACCAAGUACAGAAGAAUAAAAGGGUCACACAUAAUGGCACACCUAGAAUGCCACUGUAAUUGAACUCUUAAUGCCCACUGGUAGCCCCUAAGGCCUAUUAUUUGCUGCAAUGUAAUGUAAAAGAUUUGAGAACCAGCAGACAAAUGGGACUGGUGUACUCUUCAAUUGGAAUUUUCCACACUCGUCACUCCUCAAAACACUGUAAAUCAUAUUCUGUGUUCAUGUUAAGGACAGACCUAUUUUGCACUUUUGUCUGAUUUCAUGAUGAAAAUGGACUUUUGAUAAACAAAAUGUUACUUUUUAUGUAUAGUCUUGAGUAGAAUAUAUGUCAUAGUAUGCCUAAAUGCUGCACACAAAUGAACAAUCAAGAAAACGUGGUAAGAUGACUUUAACGUCUGUGAAUAUCUAUUUUCCACCUUGUAAGCUGGAAAUUAAAAUAGCAAUAAAAAUAUUUGUUAGGUGUCCUUACUGGUACACUAAAAAAUUUGUUUAAAAAAUUCUUUGAAAUUGAGUAUCUCCCCAAUCAUUCCAUAAA
Messenger RNA from Notechis scutatus (mainland tiger snake), 935 nucleotides. The record is from RefSeq and is a predicted model, not a curated record. NCBI's taxonomy places the organism in Eukaryota, Metazoa, Chordata, Lepidosauria, Squamata, Elapidae.